Messenger RNA from Colletotrichum navitas, 234 nucleotides. RefSeq lists its product as uncharacterized. The transcript has 2 exons. The record is from RefSeq and is a predicted model, not a curated record. Lineage: Eukaryota; Fungi; Ascomycota; Sordariomycetes; Glomerellales; Glomerellaceae. Bases 1 to 234 code for a protein of 77 amino acids.
AUGCAGAUCUUCAGCAACGCCGGGCAAGAGGAGCCGGGGCUCAUACGGGAAGAGGCGACCAAGUACAUGCCCGCGGACGCGGUCCCGAAAAAACCGGAAGAAUUCUUUGCGUACAACUUUGGGUACGACAUGAUCCGGGACAGCGUUCAGCAUAGGCAGAAGGUGGACCCGUCUUUCAGUCUGCCCGCGUCGUUUUUUUCCAAAAAGGAGCCGGUCAGAGGCGUGUACCCGUGA